CAAAUCAUGAGGUAUGCCUAUCAUCGUCAUCCAUGGCAGUAGAGCGACAUAUUAUUUUAGUUGCCACUGGAAAUAAACGUGGGAUAGACCACUGGAUCGGUCUGCUGCUGCUAGGUUCCUCAUGAUAUGGAGAGACGCAAGGCAGUUAUGAGAGAGAGAGAGGGAAAAAUCAGUGCUACCCACUCCUCGGCGUCGUUGCAGUUACUAUUAGCUAUAAGAAAUCAUUGGCAUGUGUGCAUUCAUUUUUUUUGCCUCCUCGGUUGCUAUGCAUGUAUCCAUGUUGCUUGCCAUCUUAACUGUCCAAUCCUCCGUCUUCCAAGAAGCAACAAUUUGGGCGGCUUUAAAAAUUUUCCGCUUGCUAUAUUCUCUAUUCCCUCCAGCCAUACCAUGCCUCCUCCUCUCUAUAAGUACAUGGCCAUGGUGAGCCUGCCGCGUGUCGGCUAGCGCGUGACGGGUGACUUAGACUUUGACUCUUGCUCGGAGAGGAGAGGAGAGGAGGCUGCCAUGCUCUCAGCUUGAUCGGCCAUGACACCAUAGAGGAGAGGAGGCGAGACGAGCACCGUCGUCACCGGCCGGCUGGAGGUGACCAUGGUGAUUUGGUUAGAGGCGAUCGUCUCUGUCGUUACUGAAUGACAGCGAUGAAGGCUUAGCAUGCAGGUACCUACUAUUCUCGUUUAAAAAAAAGUAGAUUAGCCUCCGACCAGACGAUAAUUUCAGCAGAGAGCGUGUAGAUAAGUUCUUCUGAGAAGAAAGUGUGAGCUGAUGGAUGUGUUUUUGUUUUGUAAAGAAAAGAAGGUUUCGUGGGCGCUCGGCUGUAUUAGUAGUUCAGUUCAGGGGACCUUUUUUUGUUUCUGUUUUCCCGAACAACCAAAGUGAACGCGACUUCGCUCACUUCAGAAAUGAGGGGUUUCGUAGCGCGCGUGUUCUUCUUUUCAGUCACUGUCUCCGACGGCGCCGCCCCCACCGGAUCCGGCAGGUUCCAGCUGCUCAGCUGGAACCGCACCGCGUCGGCGUGGGCCACGCUCGCGUCGUGGCCGUCCGUCGCCUGCAGCGCGUACGGGAGCUGCGGCGCGUACGGGUACUGCGACGUCACGGUGUCGCCGGCACCCGCGUGCAGGUGCCCCGACGGGUUCGAGCCGGCGAGCGCGGCGGAUUGGAGCGCCGGCAGGUUCGGGCAGGGGUGCCGGCGAAAGGAAGCGCUCCCGCCGUGCGGCAGCGGAGAGGAUGGUUUCUUGCCGAUGCGGAGCAUGAGGGUGCCGGACAAGUUCGUAGUGCAGGGCGGCAAUCGGAGCGCGGAGGAGUGCGCGGCGAGCUGCGUGGCGAGCUGCUCGUGCGUGGCGUAUGCGUACGCCAGCCUCCAGAGCAGCAGCGCCAAAGGUGACGUCAGUCGGUGCCUGGUGUGGGUCGGGGAACUCGUCGACGCCAUGAUGAUCGGCGCGCAGUGGCGAUCCACUGCUGAGACGCUCUACCUCCGCGUCCGCGUUGCCCCAGCUUCCACAGGUAAGAAGGCAAGCAAAAAUGCAGUGAAAAUAGCAGUGCCGGUGAUAGCAGGUGUGCUGCUGCUGACAUCCUUUUUCUUUGUAUGGUUCUUCAGAGAAAAGAAAAAGAAAACCAAGAGCCAGAAGAAGCAAAUGCCCGUGAGCGUGAAUACUUCGACUGAAAUUGUAGAAGGAGACCACACCGAAGAUCUUGAGUUCCCGCUGAUACAGUUCGCCGACAUCAUUGCUGCCACGGGCAAUUUCUCCAAGACAUUCAUGAUCGGGCGCGGAGGGUUCGGCAAAGUUUACAAGGCGACAUUAGAGAGCGGUCAGGUGGUUGCUGUGAAGAGGCUGAGCAAAGAUUCAAACCAAGGAGCAGAGGAGUUCAAGAACGAAGCCAUCUUGAUCGCAAAACUGCAGCAUCGAAACUUGGUUCGUCUCCUUGGCUGCUGCACAGAGGGAGCAGAGAAGCUGCUCAUCUACGAGUACUUGCCCAACAAAGGCCUGGACGACAUCCUUUUCGACAGUGCUAGGAAAUCGGUGCUGGAUUGGCCGACGAGGCUGGGGAUCAUAAAGGGCGUGGCGAGGGGGCUGCUCUACCUCCACCAGGACUCGAGGUUCACGGUGAUACACAGGGAUCUCAAGGUGAGUAACGUGCUGCUGGAUGCAGACAUGAGGCCCAAGAUCGCCGACUUCGGCAUGGCCAAGAUCUUCUACGAGGACCAGGUGAACGCCAAUACCAGGCGCGUCGUCGGAACAUAUGGGUAUAUUGCUCCUGAGUACUCAGCGGAGGGCCUCUUCUCCAUCAAGUCCGACGUGUAUAGCUUGGGCGUUCUCAUCCUGGAGAUCGUGAGCGGCGUCAGGAUAAACUCUCCCGACGGCAUCAAGGACUUUCCCAGCCUUAUAGUCUAUGCGUGGCACCUCUGGAGGGAAGGUAAAGCUGUUGAGCUGCUAGAUCCGUCCUUGGCAGAGAGCUGCUCGCCGGACGAGGCUUUGCUCUGCAUCCAUGUCGGCCUCCUGUGCGUCCAGGACGACCCCAACAGGAGGCCGAUCAUGUCAUCUGUCGUGUCCAUACUGGAGAACGGAAGCGCGUCGGCCACCGCUUCGUUGUGGCUCCCGAUGCCAACCCAGCCUGCCUAUCUCGGAAUGAUGGGAGAGACGGCCGAACUAGAGAACAGCAGGAACACCAUGGCCAUGACAGUUAUUCAGGGUCGGUAACACAGUAGCUGCAACAUUUUGGAGAAGGAAGUCGCACUAGUCAUAGUGUUCAUAUUCUUAAUGGAGGAAACUUCAGAUUUGUAGAGCAUAGGUAGCAGAAAAUAUAGAAGCCAGUU
Molecule: messenger RNA, 2812 nt
Organism: Lolium perenne
Lineage: Eukaryota; Viridiplantae; Streptophyta; Magnoliopsida; Poales; Poaceae
Product: G-type lectin S-receptor-like serine/threonine-protein kinase B120
Biological process (GO): recognition of pollen; protein phosphorylation
Cellular component (GO): plasma membrane
Molecular function (GO): protein serine/threonine kinase activity; ATP binding
Source: RefSeq, a predicted model, not a curated record